CGGGCUCGUGCCGCUCCCGGCUGGAAACAAUGUAGCCGCGGCGCCUUUCCGCCAGCCCCAGGGCGCAGGGCAGCAGCUGCCUCGGCAGGGACCCUCGCCCCUUCGCUUUUGCUGGUUUUGCAGCUGGAGCCGCUGUCUCAAGAAGAAGUUGCCCAGGAGGCCCGCUGAGUCCUGGCUGGGGGCGGCAGGAGGACGCACUGACUAGGCUCAGGGCACGUUAUCCUUCAAUCGGCCUCAUCGUACAUUAAAAUAAGCGCCCCUCGCCGGCGCUCCUGCUGUUGGGAGGGGUCAGUGGCAAGAAGCGGUGGAUGAAGGGGGUUGUUACCUGUGGGGUACCCACAACGGGAUGUGGGUACCAACAACACCUGGGGCCUGCAUCCCUUUUUUUCUCCUGCUGUGCAUCAUUGGAUGCUGACUGCUACCAAAGCAAGCCUCCUUUUUGACAGGCGCUCAGACUACCCAGGAGAAUAUACCGUAUAGUGUAGGGGACAAUCUUGUAUUGUGCCCUGGAGGUGCUGGAUGGGUUCGCGGGUAGAAUCGUUUCCGUUUUCAGUCAUUCAGCCUGAACGGCAGGUGGUUUAUUUUGUAUCUAAAAAUCAGUGGCGGUGAAGGAGCACAACGCAUGUUGUGUUCCCGUCACACUGGUUUCUGACAUUAAAUGCACACUGUCCAAUUUAAAACCAUCCACUGUUAACAAACCAUUCUUUGCCUAUAUUACUGACAACACGGAUUCAGGUACCAGCAGUUUCUGUAGUUCAAAGACAUCGCCUGAGGUUGUAACGGAAAGGAUUUUAAAAAUCCAAGUUACCUUUCACUCUUGAUGGCUUGUGUUUACAUUUUGCAUUGCUCACAGCUUGAUCAGUGAAGUGACUUUCACUUUUGUAUUUAGGGCUGCAGUUUUUCAGUUUCAGCCAAUGCAGGGCUAUAAACAGAUCGUAUAUAUACCUUUCAAAAUCGCUUUUUCCCAUGGAUUAUACAUUUUUUAAUGGCACAGUAACAUUUCUCUUGGGUUUUGUAGAAGCUUUGUUUUACACCAUCUAAAUUUUGGGCCUAGUCUGAGUUGACUGCAUCCUUUCAAUCAUGGCCAGUGCAAAAGCCUGUCUGAAAUUCAGCAAGUGCAGUGUAUCUGCCCCCCACGUAAAUCCCACAUCAGAUGGGUGCGCUCGUUAUUAUAAAUUAUUUGUAUUGUGGUAGUACCUAGGAGCCCCAGCCUUGGACAAGGACCCCGUUGUGUUAGGCGCUAUACAACCGCAUUGUGACUCCUAAAUGUUGCAUAGAGAGUAGAAGUAAGAGGGUUCACUGCCCUUUGUACACAGCUGGAAGUGGGGAAACCAUGAACAUCACCACAUCGCUGUACAUCCCACAACAGGAUUUUAUAAACGAAAGAGCACGCUCCCAAGGUUGAACGCUUACUUCCCUUCAAAGGGCCAUGGAGCCGGGCAGCAUCGAUAACUUGUCCAUCCUGUACCAGAGCUCUGACUUCAUUGUGGUCAACAAGCACUGGGAUGUUCGCAUCGACAGCAAGAUGUGGUAUGAGAAGCUGACCCUGCAGAGCCAGCUGAAGUACCGUUUCCCAGAGCUGGCUGACCCAGACACAUAUUAUGGCUUCAGGUUUUGCCACCAGCUAGACUUUUCCACCAGUGGAGCCCUCUGCGUUGCUCUCAAUAAAGCGGCUGCCGGUAGCGCGUACAAGUGUUUUAAGGAACGGAUGGUGACCAAGGCCUACCUCGCUCUGGUCAGGGGCCACGUGAGUGAAAGCAGAAUGACGAUCCGUUAUGCCAUAGGGAAGAACACGACAGAGGGAAUGACCCACAUGAUGUGUAUUGAAGGGACAGAAGGCUGUGAAAAUCCAAAGCCUUGCCAGUCAGAGCUAAGCGUCCUCGAGCAUGGUUCAUAUAGUGGUGACCCGGCAACUAAAGUGCUUCUACAACCACUGACGGGCCGGACACACCAGCUCCGGGUUCACUGCAGUGCCGCUGGACACCCCAUAGUGGGAGACUUCACGUACAGCUUUAAGAAGGACAGUAACCCGUACAGAAUGAUGCUCCAUGCCUACUACCUGCGGAUCCCUACCAGGAAGGAACUGAUUGAGGUGAAUGCUCCUGACCCCUUUCUGACCUCUCUGGAUAGCAACUGGGUCCCUCACCACACUGUGCACCGACUGGACGAGAUGCUCCAGGAAUUGAAGGACAAGACUAUCCGGGUAGAGGAAGAGGAGAGGAACCAGGAAGCAUUGCUUCAUAGUGGAGGAGAAGAGAUGCCGAGCAAAGCCAAGAGCCUGGAGACAGAGGAAGAACGAGCCAAGUGUGAGCAGUGGUUGGCGGAGUGGGCCUUGGCAUGAGAUGCUGCUCUUGCUGUGCAUUUCAAACCCAAUAUUCCAUUUCUCACUGUGGGACGUGACAGACAAUCCCCCCCCCCCCCCCAAUCCCAGGACCCAACACCACCUCCACGUCAGCACGUUUUUAUGCCGAGCUAUCUUAGAAUGAAUCCUCCAAGGGUUCGUUUCCGGGACUGAGAUUUGACUUAUUUUAGCAUCAAGUAGGAUUUUGUUUAUUGCGAGUCAAGCUCCACCCCACCACGGGAUGCACAUUCUCCUUGUUCUGCAACUCAGCUACGGGAUUUGAAUGGCGUGCACCAUAUCAGAAAUGAGGCAGAAGCCCCAGUGGCCUGCAACUCUGUAUUAGCGCUAAACUGCUAGGAGGGGUUCAGCAGAGCUGAUCCAUUUUAGGGCGCUCGUGCAGGGAACGGUGGAGCGCCUUUCAAACCUGUAGUACUAAACCAUUGCCAGGAUACAAUCAAUUUAAAGGGAAUCAGUAAUGGAGACGAGAAGGUGUGGACCUUACGCCUUUCUGGGUGGAAUCUUUGGAUCUGCUUUCACUUCCCCGUUCCCGCCUACUGAUCAUGUCCACUCACUGAGUCCUGUUAGCUAUUGCUGUCUUCCAGUGCAGGGUAUGAAGAAGUAUCCUGCAGCAUUUUGCAUUGAUCCCACUAAAAGGAUGAGAGUCCUGCCAACCGGCCAUGUGCUUUGUCAAUGCGGGUAAACCCCAGUGAAACAGAGCAUCUGGGAGGGUCCUCUCGUUGGAGGGUAGGACUCACUACCUUUCCCAAGUCUGCAUUUAGACCACUUUUAUUCCUAAAAGGUUUUAAAUUGAUGAAUACUAAUGAAUUUUAAACUUUCUAAGGAAAUUUGACACUGAAUACAGUCCUUGAACAGUUCUGCAGUGCUGUCGGUCUCAGAUAUUUGUAACAUCGCACUUCUAGUACACCGGCACCAGUAGCAGAUUAAAAAUAGCCAAUGCCCCAAAAAGUUUCCCUACAGAUGGUGAGAUUUUAUUACAUACUUUACUUAUAUGCUCCUUUUCUAAGAGCUCGCUCUUGCCUGCACAUGUCACUCCUGCUGUGACUAAAAAUUGGCAUUCCAGGCAAUUCUCAGCAGACGAACACAAUCCUAAGUAAAUUCAUGAGAAUCACCUUGUUCUUCUAUUGCCUGUGACAGGGUACUGCCUAAAAAGAAAAGGAGGACUUGUGGCACCUUAGAGACUAACCAAUUUAUUUGAGCAUAAGCUUUCGUGAG
Messenger RNA from Caretta caretta (loggerhead turtle), 3574 nucleotides. It is a transcript of the gene RPUSD1, whose product is annotated as RNA pseudouridine synthase domain containing 1. Lineage: Eukaryota; Metazoa; Chordata; Testudines; Cheloniidae. The record is from RefSeq and is a predicted model, not a curated record. Gene Ontology annotation, biological process: enzyme-directed rRNA pseudouridine synthesis. Gene Ontology annotation, molecular function: RNA binding; pseudouridine synthase activity.